AUGUCAAAAGAAAUUCCAAAAACUCAAUCAGCAGUAUAUAUUAACGAAUUAGGAGAAUACGAUAAGAUCAAAUUUGAUAAUUCAAUUCCUACUCCAAAAAUAGAAUCAUCAAAUGAAAUAAUUGUUAAGAAUUAUUACGCAGGUAUAAAUUUCAUUGAAGCUUAUUUCAGAAAAGGUAUUUAUCCAGUUGGUAAAUUUCCUUAUGUUUUCGGUAGAGAAGCAAGUGGAGAAGUUGUUGCAGUUGGAGAUGAUGUUAAAAAUUUAAAAGUUGGUGAUAAAAUUGCUUAUUUAUCUCCUGGUACUUUUGCUCAAUAUACAAAAAUUACAACUAAUGAUCAUAAAUAUAUUAAAUUACCAGCUAAUUCAACUGAUGAAGAUUUAAAAAUUUUUGGUUCAUUAUUACUUCAAGGAUUAACUGCUUUAACUUUUAUAAAUGAAGCUUAUAAAGUACAAAAGGGAGAUAAUAUUUUGGUUUGGGCAGCAGCUGGUGGUGUUGGUAAGAUUUUAACUCAAUUAAUAACAAAUUUAGGUGCAAAUGUUAUAGCUAUUGCAUCAACUGAUGAAAAAUUGAAAUUAGCUAAAGAAAAUGGUGCUAAAUACUUAAUUAAUUCAUCAACUGAUGAUAUUGAAGGGAAAGUUAAAGAAUUUACUAAUGGAAAAGGAGUUGAUGCUUCUUUUGAUUCUGUUGGAAAAGAUACUUUUAAAACUUCAUUAAAUUCAUUGAAAAGAAAAGGUACUUUUAUAUCUUAUGGUAAUUCUUCAGGUCCUGUUGAAAAUUUCGGAUUAGGUAUAUUAACACCAAAGAAUAUAAAAUUAGCAAGACCAACAUUAAAUUCAUACAUUGUUACACAAGAAGAAUGGGAUCAUUACUCUCAAGAAUUAUUAAAACUUUAUAAAGAAGGUAAAUUUAAAUUUGAUAUUUACAAGACUUAUGAUUUAAAAGAUUAUAAACAAGCAACUCAAGAUUUAGAAGGUAGAAAAACUCACGGAAAAUUAACUUUGAAAAUUCCUCAAUAA
Messenger RNA from Lodderomyces jiufengensis, 1017 nucleotides. Its product is annotated as NADPH:quinone reductase. Gene Ontology annotation, cellular component: cytoplasm. Gene Ontology annotation, molecular function: quinone reductase (NADPH) activity. The record is from RefSeq and is a predicted model, not a curated record. The transcript has a single exon. Lineage: Eukaryota; Fungi; Ascomycota; Pichiomycetes; Serinales; Debaryomycetaceae. Bases 1 to 1017 code for a protein of 338 amino acids. Gene Ontology annotation, biological process: cellular response to oxidative stress.